Molecule: messenger RNA, 4004 nt
Organism: Siniperca chuatsi (mandarin fish)
Lineage: Eukaryota; Metazoa; Chordata; Actinopteri; Centrarchiformes; Sinipercidae
Gene: phlda1
Product: pleckstrin homology-like domain, family A, member 1
Exons: 1
Coding region: 179-646 (155 amino acids)
Biological process (GO): positive regulation of apoptotic process
Molecular function (GO): phosphatidylinositol phosphate binding
Source: RefSeq, a predicted model, not a curated record
UGACCAGCUGCCAGACAGUCAGACAGGCAGCCAGCCUCCUCACUACAACCAGCACUACUCAGCGCCGCAGUCACAGCAGCAUCUCAUGCCUUCACCUGCUCCAGGAGAGACAGCCGUCCAUCUGUCAACCCGUCCGUCCAGCCAAGCAGCCAGCCGGGUGGGAGCCUGAAGCGUUCAGAUGAAGAUGCUGGAAAACGGGAGGAAGGUGUUCAAGGAGGGUCUGCUGGAGAAGCGGAGCGACGGGCUGCUGCAGCUCUGGAAGAAGAAGCACUGCGUCCUGACCGAGGACGGCGUGCUGCUGCUGCCGCCCAAGCAGCACGACCAGCCGCAGCACCAGCAGCCGCACCACGGCGGCGCGGACGCGGGCAAAGUCAAGGAGCUGCACUUCGCCAACAUGAAGACGGUGGACUGCGUGGAGCGGAAGGGCAAGUACGUGUACUUCACGGUGGUCAUGACGGAGGGGAAGGAGAUCGACUUCAGGUGUCCGCAGGACGAGGGCUGGAACGCGGAGAUCACCUUGCAGAUGGUCCAGUACAAGAACCGGCAGGCGAUCCUGGCCGUCAAGUCCACCCGGCAGAAGCAGCAGCUGCUCGUCGUGCAGAUGCCCGGCCAGAAGACGGUCCGCAGCUCGCCAAACGUUGCGUGACCCGCGGCGUGUCCCGCGGACAUUGGUGCGCCAUUAGCGGUACAGCAAAAGAGAAAGCGAGAGUGAGGGGGGGCUCCUCAGGUCCGGGGACCACCUGGGGAUCCCCUUUGAAAUUAAGGACCCAUUUUUCGGUUUUGUUUUGUUCCCUGGAUAUUAGUGCCAUGAACGAGGACGUGUGUUUUCAUCAUAGGUUACAGUCAGAUCAAACCCUGAGCCAAUAUUCUUCCAGACGGGGACAACAUCGUACUAAAUGUGGAUUUAUUUUUGCGUAAAGAAAAGUUUGGGAGCCCCUGCUGUAGGCCUGCCUAUAUGUCUCCCUCAUGGAGGUGAAAUCCUCCGCAGGAAAUUGUGCUGGACAACCAUUCCGAGACAGGUUUGAUAUUUCAUACAAGGAGGGCUUCUCCUUAUCCAAAACAUGUGGCUUUACGCGCGGAGAUAAGUAGAUCUAAAUUACGCACGUCGCGUAUUUAUUUACACCAAUACUGGAAAGACGUGUUUAUAUAAUCCAUUUAAAAAUAGAUUUACAUAAGUGAAUCAAUGUUGGAAGAUGUUUAAGUCCACAGUGUGAAAGCUGAACAUUUGAAAACUAGUAAAAUAUGCCUCAGAGACUCUAAAUUAGGCGUAAAGACGCAAAGACUGCGCGCAAAUACCAAAGGCGGUUAGGUGAACCCCCGACGUUCUUCAGUUUACGCGCACACAUUGCCUUUUAAGUUUACUGACACUCUAACCUGUAUUGUAGCACAUCAGUGUGCGUCACAAGAGCCAGGUGUAUGCAGCUUUACAGUCCAGCUAAACGCCGCAGCAGCUAAUCUCACUCAAACUUGCGUUAAUCAGUGAAAUCAGAUGGCUUUUGUCUGUUUAGACAACACAUUUCCAUGCACGUGGCUCUCGGCGGCACAUGGCUAUUUGUUGUCACACUGAGGAUUCAACCCAGCAAAGCAUCAAUGGACUAAAUAUCUGCAAACAAUAUGGUCACAUAUUAUUAUUUGGUCAUUGUUAUAAAUAAUAGGCAAAAGUCCCAAACAUGGUGGAAGCACAAUUUUCCAAAGCUGAUUCUUUUCGAUGGGCUUUGGUUAAAACACAUUUUACAGAAAGAACUUAAAGGCAUUUCGACAUGAACCUGCCAUGAUAGUUAGAGUAGAUUUGACUCAUGACCUCAGUAUUUCUAAAAUCCUGGCUACAGCCCUGCUGAACAGUAGUCCUCGCUCUCUCGCUCAUGCUUACUCCUUUUAUUUAAAAAAAAAAGACAUGUAUCUUCAGUUAAAACAUUCACAUACAGUGAGGGAAUAUGAGUUGGCGUCAGUGGUUUGAUCCAGACUGUUGGAAUGAAAUGAGCAGCCUGAGGUGCCAUUACACUGGGUGUAUGUUUCAAGUGAGUCUAGAUUUCCUUUGCCUCCUGUGUCAGCCACCAUCGGCCUGCAGUCUGUCUAACUGAUUGCAUCCGCAGGUUAAUUGGACACUCAGCUGGAGAAUGAAAAUCAAGUCGGCCGCCUCACCACCGAGCUCCAUUCUCCAGGAGAACCCCGCUUCCAUGUAGUGGUUUCCACAAACCAGGCCCCCCGUCCCCCCUUUUCAACACAGAGACUUAUUUCACAAAAGACUGAUGAACAAAAAGCAUGUGAGAAAACGUCUGUAAUCUACCGUGUGGUGGGUUUAUCCCUUAUUUAUUACAUGUGUAUAUAUAUUUUCUAUAAAAAAUGUUAUGUUGUUGAUGAAUGUUCAGUGUGGUUGUUGCUAGAGCGGAACCAGAACUACUCUCUCGGAGGUUCAAAGCCCAUGUUACACACAAAGCCCAUUGGGAAUAAGCCUACAUAUAGUUAUCUUAGGAUGGUCUCUGUAGGUUAGUUAAAGCUCAUUACUGGUAAAAUGUGUCAUUGUCCAUGUUUUCAUUUUUCAACUGAACCAAAGAAUCAUUACAUUUCUCUCUCUUGUGCAGUGUCACAGCUCAGAAUAUACUAAAAUACUGUAGAUAUAUGAUGAGAUACCUGCAUGACCUAUACCUAAUUUGUUUGCUAGCUUUUAUUAAUUGCUACAGUACAUCUUAGUAUUUUUUAUUGUAUACAUCAAUCAUUGUCCAUCCUUUCAUUUGACUACAUUCAUAGAUACAAAAGCUAUCUGUUGCUUUCUUGUGAGUCUUAAAUCUGAGUAAGAUACUAGUUUUACCCUCACUUUGUUUUCAGUGGUUACAGAAAAGAGCUUAUUAAUACAGUAAGUAAGCAACAUGCACAGUGGAGUUUUUGUAUUGACAGUUUUCAGGAGCUGAGCUGCGCUAAAGACAAUUUAAUUGGUUGCAUUAAAUCUUAGUGGGCGGGGACAAGUGACCACUGUUUCCGGCUUGGUAGUGCAGUCUGAAACUGAAAGCUGGAGGAAACCAAAACUACUUCAACUUGAUUGACAACUUGAGUCUCUUGAAUAAACUGUGUAAACGUAUUGCCCCGUUAGCGACGGUGCUAGCUAGCUUGCUUACUGUCAAUUAGCAAGCUAGCUAGCUAGCUAGCUAGUCAGUGACAAAUUGGCAAAAUCACAUGCCAACGCAGUGCUGCCACAAGGUUCUGGUUCAUCGCUCUCGUGGUUUGAAAGCCGUCAUGUGUAGGAUUCCCUUCUCCGAAAGUCGCUCAUUUUCCUUGGCUACAACAUUGUGUGACAAGGGUUGGAAAGUUUUGUACACGAAAUAAAUACAUUUGUAGCUAGUUAGCUAGUGCUGUGGACUUGAGUUGCUGCCUGGCAAUGCAAGUUUGCCAACUAGCUAAAUUAAGCUAAAACAGACUCUUUGGCUCCACCCACUGACAUUGACCACAACCAAUCAGAUUAUUUCUGUCUCUGUAGCGGCUCUGCCUCUGAGAAAUGUUCAUUCUCUAUUCUGCAACUUUUACACUGCAAGGCAUGCAACGCUUUCAUGAGAAAAAGCACAGACUAACAAUGUGAUUGUUGCGAAACAGCUAAAGGUGGUGAUACACAGGGCGACAUGAAGUGGGACGUGUCAGGUAACGGUCUCAGAAAUGGCCUCAGUAUUGUUUUUUUCAUGAUGGAGGGGUGUCUUGCUCUCAGGAAACAUUUUCUUUCACUCUGGCUCAUGUUGUUUCCUGUUUGCUGGAAGUGUUUCCCACCGCUUUCCUCCCUUGCCAGUGUAUCACCGCCAAACCAACACAUGCCUCCGUGUUGUUGUCAUCUCCCACACAGGGUAAUAGCUGUGCCCUUUAUCUAAUGCGACUGGUGUGAUGCUUCUCUGACAUGCCUUCCUGUUGCCAUCAUUACAUACACAGUUAUAGCUUUGUAGCCACUGUCCAAUUUCUUAUUUCAACGUGAGAUCUAUUUUCAUACCUCGAAAAGAUACAUUCCAUUAAAGAAAACAAAAACA